UCAAAUUGCCGCAAUGACGCAAGCAGUUGACAUGAAAGAAGGGGAAAAAUCCUUGACGAUCUUUUCUUCAAUCUUUCAAAAUGGUGUUUCAUACUAACGAGUUUCUUUCUAAAUUAUAUCAAUUAUUACUAAAAUGAACUGUAAAUUAUAAGUGUGACAAGUGAACACCAUUAUUUGUUGUAAAUAAAAUUCUUUGUGAUAAUUUUUAUUCGCGAAUCUUGUGUGUGAAAAAAAAAAUCUAAUCGGCAAUAUCCAAAAUCAAUUACUACUGUGAUGUUUGUGUUCUGACUGUUAUUUAGAGUGUAUUACCCGAAUUAAGAUGGUUACUGGUGGGCGCGUGUAGCGGCACUGACAUGAAUCAAGGAGGAGUGAAGAAUGUCGUCACAGAGCCGACGCGCCUCGAGAACAAACGUGAGCGCCGUCGCGGCGCUGCGGGUCGCGCGGCUGCGCUGCGGCGCGCGCCCUCAGACUCGGACUGUUCAGGGGAGACCGCCUCACUGUCCGCCGACAGCGGGGACCGCGCCCCUCGGCCGCCGCCGCAGCCCACGAGAGCUGGCAAGAAUAGGGGUCGUCGUCGAGGCAGCGAGUGGGAGGUGUUGGAGGGUUUGAAAGACGGCCAGAGGUUCGAGAAGAGGCCAGACGUCUUCAACGGUUACCUACACAAGAAGAGAAAAUGGCCUCUCAAAGGAUGGCACAAGCGAUUCUUCGUGGUAGACGGUGGUAUCCUAGUAUACGCUCGGUCGCCGACGGACGUGGCUCGCGGUCGACUGCACGGAUCAGUGGACGUCGGCCUCUCCGUCAUAUCGGCCAAGGCGAGGCGGAGGCGCAUCGACAUUGACGCCGAUGAGUUCAUAUACCACCUCAGAGCGAAGACUCCUGAUGUCUUCCGGACCUGGCUUAAUGUGCUGAAGGCUCAUAGGUUAUACCGACAACAUUUGCUAACAUUCGGUGCGCGGGAGUCGGUACCGAAGAUCCACGCCCCGUUAGAAGAUCUACCACCCACAGACAAUUCUUCUCGUACCUCCCACGAAAGCCUGGACACUUCCUCGGGCUCGAGCGACGACUCCCCGUUCCCCAGGAAGAAAGAAUUGUCCACAGACGAGUUACUCCACAGUAGCUAUAAUUACUACAGUCCCAUGUCAUUCUCACCCCCAAUAGACGAAGAAAAAGAAUAUAAUACACCAACCGCUCAAAUCUGCGAAACACACUUCAACGAAAAACUAUUCAAUAACCACAGAAGUCUAUGUUCCAUGAACUGUGUCGCCAGAUUCAGAAAAGAUCAGUUACAAAGAAAAAAAUCGCCAAAUAUCUCCGUAGGUAGCACUGAAGCAGAGAAACAAAUACACAGCACAGAUCUAGAUAUCAAUUCUAUUAAAACUAUAGAAACUGUCUUUGAAGACGAAGCUAAAACUCACAGGCAAACGUCACCGUUUCGGUACUCCGAAUCAAAACAACCCUUAUUCAGUGAGAGUAAGGUCGAACCUACCGCAGCAUACUACUUCUUCACACGCAACAAAUCGCGCGCCUCUAUUAUCAAUUCGCCAAUGAAGAGGAGUAAGAAAUCUACGAACUUGGUAAAGUAUAGGAACUAUUUUAAUGAGCCUACUUUAAGGAGACCUCUAAGUAAAUGCAUGUUGCUUGGCAAAUACAAAAUGAAACCUGAACAAACUGAUGAAGCUGAUAGUGAGAAGAUAGAUAGUUCUGAGAAGAGUACAGACCGCGAGGUGGCCUGUGAGACUGUGCAAACGGAGAGCAAUGAAGUCCAAGUGACUAUCAUAGAGAACAAGGCGCUACAAGACGCCAUGACGACGUCAGACUAUGACAACAUCACGGAACGGCUCAUGGUGUCCAUAUUUGAAAACGCCAAGAACACCACUGUGACUGACGUGAAGGUCUACAUACAACAAGUGAUCAAAGACUUGUAUGACGUCAAGUUCCAAGAAGUACAUCCAGUGAAGGCACUCUUCAGAAGUCUACUAGAGUAUUGGUUAAAGAAUACUACGGUGGAACCAAUCAAAACCGCCAUGAGGCACAGCCGCUCCAUAGACAGACAGUCAAACAAAUACUUCACGAAAGACGAAAACCUCUCAAGUGUUUACAUCGGUCAGGUUUCAAAACAAACACAGUUUCAUGGACUCAGUGAAAUGCUGUUUCAGUAUAAAAAGAAACCGAAUACCACUAAACCUGUGACCAAAGCUCCAGAUCUACCUCCUAAAAGUCCCAGCCCAAGGCGAGACACGGAGAGUUUCGAGAAAGAAAGAAGAAUACAAGAGCUAGAACGGUUACUCAAGAACACGGUGUACAUGUGUGAAACGACUAGAAGUAACCAACAGAGAGAUAUUAAAACAACUAAAACCUUGAUCAAUAACAUUGGCAAAAUGUCUCCGAAGAUGGAAGAGGUUACUUCAACCGAAUCCCCUAACGAGAACUCUAAUAAUUCUUCUACGGAAAAGAUACAGCAAACUUUAAACCAUCUUAUAAGCGAUACUUCAAUAUCCCCUGAUGUAGCUAGGGAGUUCUUUAGUGCGUACUUAGACGUUUUACUCAAAGAAGAUUACAAGAGUCUAUCGGAAACUAGUUCACGGUCCAGUGAACAUACAGUCGCUUCUAAAGAUUCUAAAGAAAUUUCCUGUCAAGUGCAGACGGAGGCUGUCACGAAAACGGCCUCAAAAAGCAUCACAACGUUAAAAGAAGAAGUAUCGAAACCAAAGUCAACUGAAGUCUUAAAAACCAUAGAUCCGGGACAACUGUACCUCAAAGAGUUAUUAGAAAGAAUAACAACAAUAUUCUCUAAAGUAAAGAAGAUGGAGGAUAAGACGUGGACCAACGAGAAACAAGACAACGUCAAAUGUGACUUAAAACAUCCAGAAUGUAAGGAUGAGUUGGGAAGACCCGUCAAAGAGUAUCCUGGCAAAAAUCUCAUCUACGAGAACUAUGACGAUAAUUCAGUCGUGAUCGAUCUUUCUAAAUACGAUCUGGAACAUAUAUCGAUGUACAGUGACCCUAAGGUACAAGGGAUCAUGUCAAUUUCUAUUAAACUUAAGGAGAAACCCCCGACAGCGGUCGAGAAUAAGCACGCACACCUUAGUCUUCAAUUCGCAGACUCGGAGCGCGUGAAGACAGAAGUACAAAAAGAAAUGAAAGAAAAUUGGCUGAAGUACAUCCAAAAUACUAACUCCAACGAGAUAUUUAAGAAGAGGAGUAAAAGUCCAGACACAUUAAUCGAUUUGAAUAAAGAGUUCGAUUUGAAACCCUACUCGAGUAGCAGUGAUGCGACAUCUAAGGCUUACAAAAUUGUCCAUGAGAGCGAACAUUCAAUAGACCUGUCUUUUAAAAGCAGUAAUACCUCCUUCCUCAGAGGCUUGGAUCCAAAACCCUCAUUUGAGAACGAAAACACAUCGUGCUACAUCAUGUCUUUUAAUAAGGAACCGACAAAAUUUCAGCCCAAAAAGAAAGUUAGGCUUAAAGAUUAUAACGGUGUGUCGAAAAGAUCUCCAUCUCACUCUCCGACGAAGCAACCAGAAUUAUCAAUCUUCGAGCAGCCAGCCCCUAGGGUUAUCGAUGAGAAAUUCAUAUUGUUGCUUUUAGAAAACUUAUCACUGCUAUCUAAAAACAUACCGAGCUUGCACAAGGAUAUAAACAAUUUAUUUAUGAAGUUGAGAAAGAAACAUGAGAAGAUUUUGAAGAAUUGUGGCAAUAUAUACGGGUUGAGUCUUUUAGGCAAGAUUUACAAUGAGGAUUCGGACAGUGGGGCUUGUAGGAAAGAAAUUUCCACGCAAUGGGAUGUCGUCACCUGCUUUCCAGUAAGCGAAGAAGUUCCUAUAACAAAGAAAGCAAAAAACACGUUUAGCUGUACCAAUUUAAACCUUAAAGAUGCGAACAUAAGUGCGAUAGAUUUAAAGCUUGUGAUGAAUUCCGAAGUCCAGACAAAGAGUCAGUGUGAUGAACUAAUGAUUUGCUACGAUCGUGUGCCACCACCGUCCUUAGGCGACGCUUCCAUCACUGGUAACGUGGUAAAAGUCCACUCGAUACAUAAAAUUAAAUUAACUGAAGUAGAUAAGAAAACGAAUGAACAUGCAACUGCUGCCCCAAAUUGGAUCCAUAAGAUUACUAAAGAAUGUUCUAUGACUACUCUGAUCAAACGUGUACUAGAUCCAGAAGCGAAAAUCCCCUCCAGUACAAAAGCAACCUCAAGAGAAUACAUUAUGAAGAAGAAAAAGAAUUCGUCAAAAUUACGACAGGAUUUGAUCAAAGAAAUAGCGCUCUUAUCGCCUUCGUUUAAGGUUUCUACUCAAUCGCAGACUGAUAGGCGGUUAAUGCGUUUUGUUAGAGAGAAGUGGUUGGAAAAGGAUUUUAAAGUGUAUCAGUUGUUUCAUAGUAAGAAAUAUAACGUUACGAGAGCGAGUUCCGCGACUGACUCGAACAUCGAAGUGAACGCGAGUGAUGAACUGAAGACCUUAUAUCGAUGUUCUAGCGAUCCUUCAUACUGCUCUGGGCUGUUGAGCCCCACCGGCGGGCCCAUCAGGGGCCCCCAAGCGGGGUUCGUGUCAGGCACCCCAGGAGGACGCCUCUCCGGCUGGAUCAUAGAGUCUGGUGGUCCUCUGGAGAACGCGUCCCGCGAGCUGGGCCAGGCGCAGCUGUCCGUGCAGCAGCUGCAGCGGCUGCUGGACGCGCUGGAGUUGCAGCAGCAGCUCCAUCAUGAUACUGAUGUAUCUCUGGAAGGCGCCUCCCCCAACGUAAAGAAGGACCGCCGCAAGUUCGGCCUGAGGAAGAAGAAAUCGAACAGCAAGUGUGCCUCCGUCGAACUACAAGCUUCUCACAUAGACCCGUCCAGUUCACAUAUGGCUUUGUCAGCGCUAACAGCGCCCCCCUCUCCCGGCGGCGGUGCGUCGUCAGUGCCCAACUCUGCCGCCUCCCUGCCCAUAGCUUUUCUAUCAACAUUUCUGGCAUCCACUUUAGUUCCGUGUGCAGCAGCUCGUCCCCAGUCGCUGCCUGGUGCUGAGACCCUGGCGACGGCUCCAGGACCUGCCUCCCUCACCAGUCUGACUCCUGACCAUCAGCUCAGGGAAGAUUUCACCGUGCUAGCUAAGGAUCUAGUCGCUAAUCUGAAGACUGUUGUGGCUACAUUGGUAUGUGAGCGUGGUCGUCUCCGAGCGGCAAUGGACGCGGCGGAGACAGCUUCUACGCCGGGCGCCGUAAUGGCAGCGUUACGGACGAACCUCACUACAGCACUACAACAGAAUUCCGUGUUUCGAACAGAACUCCGCUCCCGGUUGUCGAGGAUACACGACGCGUCCGACCUCGCCGAGAUAUCGUCUGUCGGACCUAACUCUGAUGCUGUGAACAACCGUCAGUUCCAGCAGUCGCUGAGCUACAGCUCGUCGUGUGUGUCGGCGUCCGAGUUCUUCGACGCCGAGGAGCACGACUCCGACCACAAACCCGCCGAGAUCAUUGCCGCUGAUGAGUCAGGAGUGAUAGAGCUGGAAGGCGACUCCUCAUCAGAAGCGGGUUCCUUGAGCAGCGAGGAAGGCUCGGCCAGCUCCGACAACUCUGACGGUGCGAUAGUGUCCGCGGAGCAGGUGACUUUGCGCGCGGAGCCCGGGCCGGCGGCGGGCUGGUCGCGGCGCACGCGCCUGCCGUCCCCGCGCCCCACGCCCGGCGGGCCCAGUCUCUGGAACCUGCUCUACAAGAACAUCGGCAAGGAUUUGAGUCAGAUCUCCAUGCCUGUUACUAUUAAUGAGCCGCUUAAUAUGCUGCAGCGACUAUGCGAAGAACUAGAAUACUCCGAGCUGCUAGAUUCAGCAGCAGAAUGCAAGAGUCCGAUAGAGCGCAUGGCGCUGAUCGCCGCGUUCGCGGUGAGCGCGUACGCAUCGUCCGCGCACCGCGCCGCCUCCAAACCGUUCAAUCCUUUACUGGCCGAGACUUACGAGUGCGUGCGCGACGAUAAAGGGUUCCGGUUUAUUGCUGAACAGGUAUCCCACCACCCCCCAAUAUCAGCGUGUCACGCAGAAUCCUCGCGGUGGUGCUUCUGGCAGGAGGCGAGGAUCAAGACCAAGUUCUGGGGCAAGUCCAUGGAGUUCCAGCCCACCGGCCGAGUCCAUGUCAAGCUGCUUACUACCGGAGACCAUUAUAGUUGGAAUAAAGUGACGACAUGCGUGCACAACCUGUUCGGCGGGCAGCGCUGGGUGGACCAGUACGGGGACAUGCACAUCGCGUGCCACGGGACCGACAUCACCUGCAAACUCAACUUUAUUAAGGCGAGUUCGUGGUCUAGCAGUAGACACGAGGUGCGCGGCAUGGUGCAGGGGGGCGGAGCCCGACUGCGGCUGGCGGGGCGCUGGUCUGAGGCCCUGUACGCCGGGGACCCGCCCGCCGCCAGGUGUCUCUGGAGGCCCGGCGCGAUGCCCCCGGAGCACGAGUUGUACUACGGGUUCACGCGGUUCGCGAUGGAACUCAACGAGCUCGAGCCGGCCAUGCGGGGGACUCUGCCGCAUACUGACACUCGACUCAGGCCGGACCAGCGCGCCCUGGAGGAGGGCGACGUGGAGGCGGCCGAGCAGCUGAAGCACCAGCUGGAGCAGGCGCAGCGCGACCGCCGCAGGGACGUCGCCGCGCAUACCGCCGCAUGGUUCCGAAAAACCCUGGAGAGCGGCGAGGAGACGUGGGUGUUCAACGGGGAGUACUGGAAGGCGCGCGAGGCAGGCUUCCCCGACGACGUGGCGCCCGCGAUCUGGUGACCGCGCCUACUCAUACUCCGUAAACCGCAGUGCGAAUGGCUCUGCUAGAUGGUUGUGUCUCGCUUCCCGCUUAGCGAUAAAUAAUUAGAGUUUUACUAUAGACUUUAAUGAAAUAUCUCAUGUUAUUGUGACGGCUAGUUAGUCUGUACGGGCUAUGUCUUGGCCAAGAUGGCGGCUAAAUACUGAUAGUUGAAAUAAAUAUUAUAAUACCUUUUGAAAACAAUGUUCUUUUAUGAUUUUGAAUAAUGUUUCAUCCGUAAGUUUCUUUUUACUAGUAUUAUAACAUCUCUAUUAUUUGCCAAAUGCCACUUUAGCGCUUGUCUACAGAGAGAGUAGAAAACUCAAUGUAUGUGGAUGACACUGACAAAUGGCAAAAUUUAUGUCAAACCCAUAUACUUUAGUUUCUUAAUCUAUUUGUAGACAAACUCGUUAUGUCAUUUGGCUACAGACUCUGUAUAUUUAACGCAAAAUAUUAUAAUAGAUGGGGUGAACGUUCUUCAAAGUCAUAAAUAACAUGAAUAAAUAUUUAAUUAUUAGCUUAUUUAUCUAUCUAUCUUGUUUAGAUGCCAUCUUUAAAACGUUAUAAGUAGGUAUAUUAUUUAGCUAAUGACUAACAAAAGUAUUGUCGCAGCAAGUAUUUUUGCGCAUCCUAGGUGGCGCUUCUAGCAAUUUGGGUCUUGUCAGUUAAAUAAAUAUAUCUUGCUUUUAAAUAUAUUUGUUUACUAAGCUUGGAGAUUAUGGCUAUCCCCUCUUCAGGAGAGGAGAACAACACGCAACAUUUAAAAUGAACAUUAGAUAAUAGACUUUGAUUCUCUCUAUUAACGCCCCCUAGCGGUGCAUUUUGAUAACUUGACAUGUAAUUAUAAGCUAAAUAAUAUACCUACAUGUAUACCAUUUUGAGUAACUAAGACAUUUACAGUUCAUCCAAACGAUUUUGACUUCUAUCGCUCUCGUAAUAAGACUUAUUAAAACAACCAAUGGUAAUCAAUUUUAUAAUUUUGUCAUUUUCAUCUUUAUGCCUAUUAAAUAGGGGUCAAAAUUGAUUGAACGGACUUUAAAUGUGUUUGUUAUUUCAUAGUAUACAAGCCUGAUGUUCAAUAAAUACGCUGUCAAUAUAUUUCAGCUCUGUGAUUGGCUGAUAGAUAUAACGUCAGCCAAUCACAGGCCGGGCUUAUGGAUAUUGUGAAAAAUAGCCUUCUGUUAUUGGUCGAUUAAUUUAUGAGAGAUCGAUAAAUAUUUACUAUAUACGUAGACUAUUGACUAUGGGUUUAGUACGGUAGAGGGCUGAUGAUAGAGAAAAUAAUACGAGAAACAGAAUAAAGACCAAAAAUACUAAAAAAUCAACAACUGUCAAAAAGCUGUCACACAAACGUCACUUGAUUUUGACAGUACUCAAACACCAUAGACUAAAUAAAACUUUCAAGUCAUUUAAUUAUUACUUAACCCAGUCCUUAGCGAUUGUUUUCGAUAUAAAAUCGUUACUAAGGAAUAGUUUAAGUAAUCAUUAAAUGUCUCUAAGUAUGGCACAUAGACAAUGUUUCUCGCAUAAUUUUCUCGUUCAUACGGCCAGCAUGUGACAAAGUUGGUUAGUAGAAUUACUUGUAAGGAUAGAAUCGUUCGGUAUAUAAAAUAAGAUAAAAUAUUCAAUUUGUACCUGUAUGUAAUCUAUUGAAGUUAUAUUUACAAAGGUUUCUUAAUUAUUUUCUACUUUUACAGAACUUAUCUGUUCAGAAAACUACGUCUUCACUUACGCACAUCAAGCUACUCUUUACCGUCGAUUGAUUUUCAACUUUAUUACUAAGACAUAAAAUUAAAAGUUUAUUGGACUGUUUGAGCAAGCUUGAUAUGCAAGCAUAUGACUGGCUAUUUUUCAGUUGCCUUGACUAAACUAAUGACAAUACCAGGCGAACGAGUGAAUAUAAAAGUCAGUGGUCGAUAAAUAUAUCGUUUCGAGCACUUCGAAAUAUAUUCGUCAUAUUUU
Molecule: messenger RNA, 8718 nt
Organism: Spodoptera frugiperda (fall armyworm)
Lineage: Eukaryota; Metazoa; Arthropoda; Insecta; Lepidoptera; Noctuidae
Exons: 26
Coding region: 354-6737 (2127 amino acids)
Cellular component (GO): intracellular membrane-bounded organelle; cytosol; plasma membrane
Molecular function (GO): cholesterol binding
Source: RefSeq, a predicted model, not a curated record